This is a messenger RNA of Neospora caninum, 9609 nucleotides long. RefSeq lists its product as hypothetical. The coding region runs from base 1 to 9609 and encodes 3202 amino acids. NCBI's taxonomy places the organism in Eukaryota, Apicomplexa, Conoidasida, Eucoccidiorida, Sarcocystidae. The record is from RefSeq and is a predicted model, not a curated record. The transcript is spliced from 2 exons.
AUGAACUCUCCGGGCCGAAAGCGGAGCACUGGCGUGAGGCACGAAUCCGAGCCGAACCCACUGGAUUCCGAGCUUUCUAGCCAAAGCGGAGACUUCGACUCAGGUCCAGCUCUGCUCCGUCAUACUUCUCUGCUCGACGCCCAGAAUGCAAAACCCACGUGGUCUCCGCAGGUCGCCCGAAGUGGCAGCGUCACGAGCUUCAGCAGCACCAGCGACGCGUCGUUCCCCUCAGAACUGACCCUCGCCGACGCGCGACGCUUGUCCCAGGAUGCGCUGAACGACGACGGAAAGCGAGACGAGGCGGCGGGAGGUCGAGCUCGCCUUUCCUCUUCCUCGUGGGAGGUCGCCGACGUACACCCGUCUUCUACUGCCUCUGUUGCCUGCCCCGCUAUGUCUUUUGAAGAUGCCCGUGAACAGGCGCGGCGCGGCCAGCGGCGGGGCGAACCGGACGAAGCGACGCGUCGAGGAAGUGCUGAGAACUCCGCGCUUCCUAUGCGUCCGUCACCGGUCGAGUCUGCAGAAGGGGAAGCACAGGCGUUGUCUGCAGGCGCCCUUGAAGCCGGCCUUUUGGAGAGGAAAGAUGACGGAAACGGUAUGCCCGCAGCGUCGACUCCGCCUCGGCAGGUGACCGCCGUGCACCGUGUCAAAAUGGAUGUCCCUUGGCAGCCACCGGCCGACUCGCCGUCGUCUCAGGCCGGGGGCCGAUUCCCUAGCCCGACAGCCGCCCACGAGGCACACCCGCUGGAAACUUUGAAGUCUUCACGCUCAAGCACGAACGCGUUCGAAUCGCUUCUCCACUCAGACACCGCCUCAACACAGGCCUCGUCUCUCACUUCGUCGUCCGCGUCUGCUGGCGCCUGGCCUGACGCGCUGUCAAAAGAGGGAAGGCCGGACACGGCGCCGAGUUCGAUCACCGCUGGACAGGUGGAGAGCGACCUGAGGCAGCCUUCGUGCGGCGUCGGGCGCGGAAGUGUCGCCUCUGGGUUUCCGCUUCCGUCGCCUUCGUCUCCGUUGCCUGCUUCUUCCCCGUCACCUCCUCGGCCUGGCGUCCGUCCGUCUCCUGUGGAAGAAGCUCAGGGGGCAGGGGCGAGUCCGGUCUCGCGAACUGCCCGAGCCGAAGCCGAGAGACGGCGGCGGCUCCGGAGGCAGCAGGAGACGCGGGCGAUGCUCCUCAACAGUCUCAAAUUCACCACGUCUCUUCGAGCAGACCCUAGCUGUGAGUGGAGUUCGCGACUCAACGAAGAACGCGGCGUAGCCCCCAUGGCGUCUUCGCAGACGCUGCAAGUUUGCGAAGGCUCAGGCGCUGCGUGCGGCGGUGAAUCGCGGCCUCCGAGCUACAACGCAACACGGGGUGGUGGGAGCGCUGCGGCCGCGUUUGCCGCAGACACCCAGGGGUCAGGAGUCUCGCGGGGGAGUGGCGGAGACCAGAGUCGGACAGACGGACGCGACCGGGCUGGCGUGGGGACACUCCAGCGAAGCGCGUCGAGGCUGCCGCCGCAUCCAAAGAGCCCAGUGACAGGGUCACGCCGGCUUCCCUCAGUUCGCUUUCUUUUGCAGGCGCUCUUACGGGCGAAGCGUGCGCCCGCUGCCGGCCCUGGAGGCUCGGGACCCGCUGCAGCGACUGCGGCGGGCGACAGUCGAGCGGUACAGGGCAUGUCGCCCUACCAUGGAUCUGCAUCCUCCUGGCCCACGCCAGGGUCAGCCGGAGGCUCGGACUGCGAAAGUGAGGCGUGGGCGGCACCGACGGGCGGAUGGAGCCGCCUCGGCAUGCCAUGGAGGCACUCGCUGGGCUCGGCGGCGCGUCAGAGCCUCGCGCACCCCGACCGCGACUCCGGCGACACCGCAGGUGAGUCGUCGCGGUUGCUCCUCGAGUUUGACGACGAAGUGGCGACUCCGGCGAGUACGUUGACAGUGAGGAAGCCCACAAACACGCCAUCUUGGCAAGCGGCGCUCUGUUACAGCACAAGGCAGUAUACGUCUCUCGACGUGGCGAAUUUGUGUUUUUACACUAAAAUGACUGCGCUCUUCGAGGCGCACUGGGCGACGAUCCACCCCCUCGAGUGCGUCGUUCGGACGGCGCCUGACGAAAAGUUCCCCCUGCUGUCGUGGCGCAGAGGCCGGAGACGGUGGCAUGCAGAGCGACGACGAACUGAGGAAGGUUCCGCAAACGUCCCAGCAGGGAAAGGCCAGCAAGGAAGGGGGGGACGGGACGGACUCGCGACGGAAAGAGGCAGACGAGGUUUGCAGCCACAGGAGGAAGAUGAAGCGGAUCCAAAAAUGAGCAAAAGCGGACCCGAUUUGGUUCCGUUCGUCUCACUCUCCUACAUGAUUCCCUGUUUCAUGUUGCGUGCCUUUCGGAAGCUGCUGAUCAACAGAACGCUGUUGAAGGAGAUGAUGGCCGAGUUCAAGUCCAGCACUCGCCGCACAGGCGAACUGCGACGCGCGUCCCUCCUUGACGAGAGCAAACCAAACGACACAGGGUUCGGUUCUCGCCCCGUGCAUGCCCGAGCUGGAGCCGCCGACCCUUUGAUCUCGCUGUCGGCGGCGCCGGGGGUGUCUUCACCGCGUAGGCCAGGAGACGACGGCGACUCAGGUACGAAUGUGCACAUGGACGAGGCGGGGGACUCGACCGCGGGAACGCACGCGGCGGUAUCCAUCUCGGUCAGCACUGCCGAGGCCUCGCAAGCGUCCUGGUCAGCAGAGUACGAGGAAGGGAACAAGGCCAGCUUCGGGCAAGCUCAGCUACCUCGGUGCUCCACCCCGUCGGUCUCCCUCCCAACGCCCCCGAGUGGGCGUGGGUCCCCGUGCCCGUCCUCUCCAUAUGGUUCUCCGGUUUUCGUUGCGUCGCCUCUUCCAGCGUCUCCAUCGAACCGUCUUCCAAAUCCCCUGAACUUGCGUCUCCGUGGCGGGCGACUCUUCGCUCCGUCCGCCGACGUUCACUCUCCGUCGGCUCAGGUGCCGUUCAGUUCCCCUGCGGCCGCGCCGGAUUGCGCGUCCUCUCCCCAGACGCACCGGCCGUCCUCCCCCUCUGUUCACUUCACCUCGGCCUCGUCUGCUCAACCACCAGUGAGCUCGACGGCGUCGUCCCCCCACCAAGUCCUCCACCUCUAUCUGUGUUGCGGAGGGAAGGACAUGCUCGCGCUUGACUGGCUGCCGUUCAUCAGUCGCUUUCUCCACUACUCCCUUUCGGUGAAGGUCAAAAAUCUCCACUCGCGCGCUGCAGACGCCGCCGCUGCGGCAGCCGCUGUCGCCGCCGCUUUCAGCGCCCGCGCCGCGACGCUCGACCGCGACGCGGCCCUGGCAGGGGCAGCCGCCGCCGCAGCUGCCGCCGCGACUGCAGCCGACGAGGAGAUCGACCGCAGCAGCAGCGAGAGUGACGCCUUGUCGAGGACGGAGACCGACAGUGAGGGAGCGGCGGAGGCGGCGCAAGCGGCGGAAACUGGCGACUCGCGAAACGAUGCCAUGUGCGGCCUCGAGGCCGCACGUGCCGCCCCAGAGAAGGCUCGCAAUCUACCAGCUGAUGGAGAGCGACCCGCGGUGGCCGGAGCGGGAGCACGCACGAGUCGGAGCGACGAGACGCAGGGCGGCGAACGGGACGACGGCAGGGGGCCGCCCGCGCUGCCUGAAAAACACCGAAGGCACUCGGUUUUCGCCCCUGCGGCUGCCGCCGCUGCAGCCGCCGAGAAACGGUGGAGGUCGCUUCUCGUGGCGGGCGAGGCAACCCCGUGGGGGGACUCUGAGAGGCGCCGCCGGAGCCUCUUGGCGCCGUUCGACGCGCAACAGACGACUGGCGGGAGGUUACCGGGUCGAACCGCAAGCGUGCCUUGUUUGGCGGGUACAGAGAGGAUGCGGACCGGCCAGCGAGAAGACACAAGACCAGUGUACGCACCACACAGACGAAGGGCCAGCCAGUGCACCGCUGAGGAGUUUGCUGGACUCGCGGCUGCAGCAGUGCGAAGUAUCCAGGAAAAGGAGGCGGAAACCAGUGCGCGGGAGAAUGGUUUCGAGAGCCGACUGCUCAGUCACUCUUCGUUCCCAGCCGCGAGGCACCCGGUCGCAAUUCAAGGCGGACAGGCCGGAGAAGGUGUCGCUCCUGUGCGACGCCGCGGUCCGACGCCCUCGUCUUUCCCUUCGUCGUCUCCGCAUCAGGAACCGCCUACGAGCAGAGUGGCCAAUGAAGAUGAAGGAAAGCCAGGGGUUGCUAGGUUCGUUCCCGGCGGACCGCCCCAGGGUCAUCUGAGCCCGCCGCGCCUGGCCUCCAGUGGAGAGAGGAAGGGAGAACAGGCCCCUCGACACGCCGCGAAGGCCCCGGGUCCCGGCGUCGCCGGAUCCUGUCCGGCGCCGCGGGAACCUCCGUCGCCGUCCUCGCUGCCUCGGUCGUCUUCCAGCUCCUCUCGCAAUCGCCAUUUUUUCUGGUCGUGCCCGUCAGCCCCCGCGAGUUCCGCGGCGCCUCCCGUUUCGUCCCGGUCGGGUGGCCACCCAGCGCCCUCCCUCGUUCCCUCUCUGCCGUGGUGGACCAUAAAAGAGGUCGAGGUUCCCAUUCUCAUUUACAUGAACGCAGCCUUUGUCUUAAUCGACUAUCCGGGCUACGGCGGCAGCACAGGAUCACCUACGCCGGCGGGCUGCGUGGCCGCCGCGUUGCGCAGUCUGAAUGUCGCCAUCUUCCACCUCAAGAAGCAGCGCGGGGAAGACGUGAAGAUCCAGAUCUCGGUGCUCGGCUACUCGCUGGGGUGUGCGGUUGCCUUGCGGACCGCACAGGUCAUUUGCCGGCAACUGCUGCGGCGCGACGAGGACGCGCGGCGGCGGGAACGGCGCGCGCGGAGAGCGGGGAAGGAACGCCGCAAAUGCCACAGCGGCGAGACAGACAAGCGCGCGGACGUGGCCGACGCGGAACCCGAAGGAAAGGGAAACCAGGCGCCGACACAUGGUGCAGCCGGAGAGCAGGGAGAAAUCCCCGAGACCGGAGCCAAGUGUGGGAGGGGAUGUGAGAGGUCUGCAUCCAAGCAGAGAGCGGCGCAGUUGGGUAGGCGCCCCGCGCAGGACGAUGCACAAGUGCCAGUGUGCUCGCCACUCUUCGCAGGUCACAGAAGGGAAGCGACAGCUGGACCGAUACAACACGAGCUCCCCGUGGAUCACACGGCUGCACAUCCGGCUACGCUUGCGAGCACCUCCCUUCUUCGGCAGGCGCCGGUGCCGGUCGAAACUCGGUCGUGUCCUUCAACCUCCGCGCCGUCGCCUCCUUCGUCUGCCGGUGUCUCCACUUCCACGGGUUUGCUCUUCGCGGGCCCCACACCCUUGUCCACCGCGGGGGCGGGGGCUUCCUGCUCCCGCGGAACGGCCCUGGCUCAAGAGGUUGAAGGUGCGCGUUGUCCCGUGGGCGGGGCGUCUUUGGGCUUUGUGGGGUUGCCGCGCCAAGGGGACGAGGACGCUCCACCUCAGCCACUUGUUGGGCCUUCGUCGAGGUCUGUCUCCCCGCUCGGGGCCAGCUCGACGCCCUCGGCCAAUCGGUCUCGUCUCGAAGCAGGUCCGAGGGCGGAUGCAGCAGAAAGGGGAGCAAGCGCGGGCGGCGGACGCGUGGAAGCUGCAGGAAGUAAAGGCGAAUCCAGCACGGUGCGGGCGUCGCCGUUGCGUCGCUUACAGGAAUUCCUUCGACACAGGCAGAAGAAAGCGGGCCAAGAGGACGGCAACGACACAGAGAGAGGCGGAAGGCCGCAAACAGCAGCGAAGGAAGGAUACAGAGAAAACGAGGGGGAAAUUGCCAUGACUAGCUCAGACUGCGGAAGGAUGCAUAACGACGGCCUUGGGUCCCCGCGCCCUUCGGUGUCGCCUCUGAUCCGACAGUGUCUCUCCGGUUCCACAGAUGGCGCGCAUGCGUCAGCCUCGGAAAGGCGAGAAGGAACAGAAGAAGACAGCCGUGAGGCGACAGCCGAUUCGUUGGACACGCGGUUGCCUGGAGGCAACGGCGAAAGCCACCGUCGAGAAAGCCUUCAUAUCGCCGCGCCCCGUUCGGAUUGUGAGCAGGACAGUUCGUUGUCGUGUGGUUCAUCUGCUAGAGCGGCGCAUCGCUCGUUGGCCCCUGCAGCCCCCGCCUCCGGCUCCGCACCGUCGUCCGACUGCCUCGAUGUGCUGUCUGAAGGGGGGACAGAGUGGGGACGAAACAGUGGCGGCGAGCUAGCAGCAGAAGGCAGAGACAGCUUCACCCACGCGAGUGAAGCAGCCGUGGAAUGUCGGAGACAUCUUUCUGAAGAUGGAGAGACAGCAAUUCACCACGAAGAGGAUGCGCGUCCGUGCCGUCCAGGAUCCGACGAUAGUUCGGGUGUUUUCGCAGACGCGGCAGAACGCGGAACCGGCGAGGCCACAGCAGGCCUUCUCUCGGAGCUACCGUCGUACCGCGACGACGGGAGCUCGCCCAGCUCGACGUCUCGCCCCCUUUUCAAGCAAUCCCCUUGUGGUCCAAAUCGUAACCCGACGAUCACGCUCCGCACGCUCUUCCCUUCGACCUCGAAUUCGUCUCCGGCCUUGGCCUCGACUUCGACUUCGUCGUCUCUGUCGAGUUGCCUGGCUGAGCGUCACCGCAUGACUCGCGCGCUGAGUGUGCCGGCGGUUCCGGACGGGUCGGAAAUCAUUGCGGCAGUCCGAGCUCAGCUCGUGCAUCCCGCGGGGACGACGGAGAAGUCUUCGGGUCCGGCGCGGGUCUCGGCCGCGCGUUCGCGGUCUCGGUCAACCGGGUUGGCGCACUCGCUUCUCCCUCAUCGCCUUCGCUAUUCGUCAGCAAAUGCUUGGAACUCUCCUAUGUCUGCGUUGUCUCCCUCGCGCGCGUCCUUCGCUUCUGCUGUCUGUGCCGUCUCCGGUGUGUCUGCUGUCUCGUCGGCCUUGAGCGCUGCGCGCGCCGGGGGCCGGCUCACGGCCCGCGCACGCACGCUCACGUCUCUGGACGAGUUGCCAUCGCUCCGGACCGUCGUGAGUCACUAUCUGGAUGGGCGAGCGAGACGCGGAGGCAACGCUGGAGCAGCGGUGCCGCCGGCGAUAGACGAAGAGCGAGGGGAAAACAAAGGGCCAGUGGAUGAACACGAGGAGAGGACGCGACGCGCUCAGGGCGAGAGUACGGAGCACGUGCACGCUUCGUCGUGUGGCGCUUUUGCCUCGCCCCUGGAAGCCACGCCGAUGCGCCGAUACCGCGAAGGCCAACCCGUGGCGCCGGCCUCCCGUGGCGCACCCACACCACCCGAGGCGGUGACCUUGCGCUGUGCACAGGAACGUCCAUCAGCAACACGGGGAGCGGAGAGCCUCGCGGCGGACAGGCACGACGCUGGAGGGAUAACUGCAGAAGAAGCGGAUGAGUCAGAAGGCAGGGAAACGCCGCAUGCUCAGGUGAAGUCGGUGAGCUCCGAGAUGCAGCUGGCGGGGUCGGAGGCGUCGAGUCCCUUGUCAGGGCCUUUCUCUUGGUGCGACCGCGCGAGUCACGACAACGGGUCCAGUGGAAGCGGCGGGCGCAAGUUGGCGUCUGAUCCAUCUUCCCCUGUCUCGUCGUUGGGUCAUAUCGCCCACGACUCUCCGUUUCCUUCCUCCUCGUGGGCGCCGGAAGGGAACGGCGAAGAGUCUGCCGCCUUUGUGUCUUCGGGCUCGUCGUGCUACUCCUCGGAUGACUCGUCGUGCUACUCCUCGGAUGACUCGUCGGACGAAGACGACACAUUCAGCGAGUUUUCGUCCUCGACGCUCGACGAGGCGUACUGUCUGCCUACUGCCUUCGCGGAGUUCCGGUGCUUGGUCCUCGUUGCGCCUUUCACCUCAACAGCAGACUGUGCGGCACACUACCUCAAUUUGCCGUGGGGGAUGCACGGUAUGGUUGAGGCGUUUAUAUCUUACAUUCAAGACGAGUGCACCCGGUGGGACAACGUGGCAUGCAUGCGGAGUUUAUGCCGCAUUUUUGACGCAAACCCAAAGCUUUUCGCUGGCGUCGGCCUGUACAUUUUCCACGGACGGGACGACCGAAUCGUCCCUCUCGCGAUGGGACAGGCCCUCGCCGAGACCGCCCUGAACUGCUCCUCGUGUGUCCACUCUCACAGCGCCGUGCAGGCACGAGCGGAGGGCGGCGCGCGCGACGGGCCGCAGGCCGGCGUGCACGAAGACGGGAGACGAAACAGCCAGGACGAACGGGAAGAUGAGAAGAGAAAACCGAACACAUGCAGAGGCGAGCAGGUGGAUCACGUCCUCUCAGAUCCCAGUGGGGCGAACACCCCACGUGGAACGAGGCCCCGCGAGCGACCGUCGUCUGCGUCGUCCUAUUCGUCGACGUCGAGCACAGACGUCUCGUCUGUCUCGAUGUUUGCAGCCGGGCACAGACCGCCAACUCCCGUGUCCUCCCUCUUGGGCCCAGGGGACACCAGCCGCCGACGCCGCGACGUGCACGUGAUUGAGACGGAGAAGGAUCUCCUAGACGUACUGAAUUUAAGCGACCAGCGCCGAAAGGCGGCGACGAUCGGCGACGGCCAGACGGGAGCGGCGACGCGCGAGACAGAGGAUCGAAGGGGACGCCGACCGUGGCGACCGUCGCGUGGAGAGUAUGGUGAACACCGGGGUGAGACAGCUUCUGAACACGAGGAAGCGGCAGCUCGUGGGGGCUCGCUUGCCUCCGCUGGUGUUUCUCCCCAGUGGAGUGAGGAAGUGAUGGGAAGCUGCGGCGACGGGGUCGGAAGCAGUGAUUCGAAGAGCGAGAAUGUCCAAGAGGAAGAAGGGAAAAGAAGACCCGUGCUUCGCCUUCCGUCCAUUCCGUAUUCUGAAUCGCCGACUGGGAGCUCCAGUUCCCGCGACGGCGAUAAAGGCGCCCACAAGGGGGGCUGUCCGUCUCCGUUUCAGGAAUCCCGCGGCCCGCAGUCGGGUCGCUCAGCCGCUUCUUCGCGCCACUUCACUCCCGCGGGUGUGACGGACACCUCGUCGCCAGCCGUCGGCCGAGAAGGAGAAGGCCGAGAUGACGCGGGCGAAAGAGACGAGGAUGGUGCCAGACAGAGGAGCCGAGAGGAGGACGCCGACGACGCUGUGCCGCAGGAGUUCUCUCCAACCCACGCCAGAACCCACCUGGUGGCUGUCACUUCCCUGUCGCCCACGUUUUAUGGGACGCGAAGACCCAUGGACGCGGCGAGUUCAAGACAAACGAAGGAUGCACAGGAGCCAAGCCCGACACGGCCGCCGGCCGGCGCGCCGCUUCACCGAAGCCCAGUGGAUGUUCUCAGCGAGGACGCUAUUCCAGCUCGACCGGGCGGGGAGGCCAGAGCGAUGCAGGACCGCAGUGAAGCUAGACGACGGGCGUCGAAGAUAGACAGAGACAGGAAACGGGACGAAAAGAAAGGAAACUAUACGCGAAACUCACAGAGAGCCUCGUCUUCGUGGCUACACCCAGAAGGACCAGGACGGCGGAGCUGCGUCGGAGUUGGCGACAGCGGAAGACGGGAAUCAGCACAAACCUUUUGCCCACUUUGUGCUUUGGGACCCCACGCAGAGCUUAUCGACGUCGGGAAUGCAGAUCACCGGACGAUUUGCUCGUCGCCGGCCCACCAGAAGAAAAUUUUCGCCGCGCUGUACGACGAUGACGUCGUCCAUGUGAUCUGCUAG